Neltuma alba is the source of this 472-nucleotide messenger RNA. RefSeq names its product 2-oxoglutarate-dependent dioxygenase DAO-like. The record is from RefSeq and is a predicted model, not a curated record. The transcript has 3 exons. NCBI's taxonomy places the organism in Eukaryota, Viridiplantae, Streptophyta, Magnoliopsida, Fabales, Fabaceae. Bases 20 to 472 code for a protein of 150 amino acids.
ACUCAGACAAAAUAAAGAAAUGGUGAACAUGAGCACGGGCGUGAUCUUGAGCAUCCCAAUGAUCGACAUGCAGAAAUUUCCAGAUGAAGAGGAGUACAAGAAGCUAAGAGAGGCAUGCGAUGAAUGGGGAUGUUUCAGAGUGGUAAACCAUAGCUUACCCAAGAGCUUAAUGGAGGAGAUGAAGAAGGUGGCAACGUGUUUGCAUGAUCGUCCAAGAGAGAUCAAGAAACGCAAUGCUGAUGUUGCUAAGGGAAGUGGCUACACAUAUCUUCCUAUAAAUCCACUCUAUGAAAAUAUGGGUUUUCAUGACUUUGGAUCCUCUCUUGAUAUCGAUACUUUCUGCUCUCAGUUGGAUGCAUCCCCUCAUGACAAGGAAAUCAUGAAGGCAUAUGGGAAAGCAAUUCAAGAACUAGCGGUGGACAUAGCCAGAAAGAUAAACGAAUGUGUUGUGGGACUGGCGAUGCAAUUUUAA